Molecule: messenger RNA, 159 nt
Organism: Dentiscutata erythropus
Lineage: Eukaryota; Fungi; Glomeromycota; Glomeromycetes; Diversisporales; Gigasporaceae
Source: the annotation of a GenBank genome assembly
AUGGUCCAAAUCAACAGUCAAGUAGAAUGCGCGCCAGUUACACCGAUAGGAGGUUGCAAACCGUGUUCAUGCCCUGGUACUGGCACUACUAGUACUGCUGUAAAACGAUUUCAAUAUUACUGCAGAUACGCUUGUCCUAUGUGUCCUGAGACAGCUUAA